GAGAGAGAGAGAGAUGAGAGAGAAAGGACACGCAGAUCAGAGAAACCAAACUGGAAGAAAAGGAAGAAAGAAAGAGAGAGUAGUCAAAAAAGAAAGGAUAAAUUAUAAAGAGGAAGGAGGUGAAAUGUGGAAGAGGAAAAAAAACAAGACAAAAGAAAUUCAAGUUUUCAAUUGAAUUGGGAUUUCAUUGAAAGCAAGCGGAAAUAUAUAUAUAUAUAUAUAUAUUUUUUUUUUUUAGUGUUUUCUAAAAAAAAGGGAUUGAAUGGGCGUGGGGUGGGGGAUGAGAUUGAGAUUGAGAUUGAGAUUGAGAUCGAGAUGAAGAUGAAAACAAAACGCCCCAACUAACCAUAAAACCCCGCACCCAUGCAACUCUCUCUCUCUCUCUCUCUCUCACUCACUCUCAGCCUGUCUUUCACCGAGUAAAAGAGUGGAGAAGAUGAACGUCUUCUUCUUCUCUCCUUCUCACACGUAUACACAUAUAAAUUAUAUACAGACACAAACACAUGCAAUGGGAGUAUUUUUAUAAAACCACCACCACCACCAAAGCCAAAGGAUGGACAUUUCUCUUUUCAAUUCCGAUUCACAAUGCUUACUUCCUUCCCUUCAUCUUUUUCGUCUCUCUGCAUCUUCCCGCUUUGAUCCGCUUCAGGCCAUUCUGGAGAUAUAUACAAAUUUGGGAUUAUACUCUUCAUGACAAAGAUUUAGUCAUUUCCGGUUUUUAAUACCAGCAGAGUAGGCUGUUGUUUUUAUUAAGUCAUCACCUUAUGACAUUUUUCCCCAUUUCUCUCAUUGUAUAGUGCUCUGGACCAGAAGUUGUUUGACCAGCAUUAAGAUACUCUUGCAAGGAGUCAACAAGGAAUAUGGAAAGAGCAGACUCUAAACUGUCUGUGACAGUUGGUGUAGGGGAUUGUGUUAAGUCACAGGUUCCCUUGUCAUGUGAUCAAGGUGUUAUACCUUUCCAGCAUAAUGGUUGUCAAUUGGCUCGUUCUCUACUGGCUAGAAACAUAAACUGGGAAGACGCUGGGGAAAGCUUGCCAGGCAAAAAGUUGUCUACUUCUUUGGUGGACUCUGUGGUGCUGAAGAAAAAUAAGUCUAUCACUACAGCGAGGUCUGGAGGAAAUCGUGAUGGCCAAGCAUCUGAUGACAGUUUCUUACCAGGUCUUCCUGAUGACAUGGCAUUGGAUAUCUUUGCCCGGACCAGUAGAUCAGACUAUCCGAUACUGGGAUGUUUGAAUAAAAAUUUUAAGUCCUUGAUUGGCUGUGGAUAUUUGUAUAGAUUGCGGUGGCAACUUGGCAUCAUUGAAGACUGGGUUUACUUGGCUUGUACAUUAAUGCCUUGGGAAGCCUAUGAUCCUAUGAGACAGAGAUGGAUGAGAUUACCCACAAUACCAUGUGAUGGAUGUUUUACUCAUGCUGACAAGGAGUCCCUUGCAGUUGGGACUCAGCUACUUGUAUUUGGCCAGGAGUUUUCGGGAUUUGCAAUCUGGAUGUAUAGCUUGCUUACCCGUGAUUGGUCAAGAUGCGCUCCUAUGAAUCUGUCCCGUUGUUUGUUUGGUUCAAGCAGCCUUGGGGAACUCGCUAUUGUAGCUGGAGGAACUGACAGGAACGGUCAUGUUCUAAAGUCUGCUGAGAUUUACAACUCUGAACUUGGAACUUGGAAUACUUUGCCAGACAUGAAUAUGCGACGUAAACUGUGUGCGGGCUUCUUUAUGGAUGGGAAGUUUUACAUAAUUGGGGGCAUGUCAAGCAAUACAAAUUGUUUGACUUGUGGUGAAGAGUAUGACAUAAAGACAGAAUCAUGGAAGAGGAUAGAGAAUAUGUACCCUGUUUCUGCUGUAGGUACAGAGCCAGCUAUGCGUUCUCCUCCCCUAGUUGCUGUUGUAAAUAACCAGCUUUAUUCUGCUGAUCAAGCUACAAAUGAAGUUAAGAAAUAUGACAAGACCAAUAACUUGUGGAGUGUAGUGAAGAGGUUACCAGUUAGGGCCGACUCUUCUAACGGAUGGGGACUGGCAUUCAAGGCAUGUGGUAGCAAGUUGUUAGUGAUUGGAGGACAUAGAGGGCCUGAAGGUGAAGUUGUUGUCCUGCACUCUUGGGAACCAGAGAAUGGAGACCAGGACUGGAAUGUGCUUUCUGUUAGGGACAGAGCAGGUGCUUUCGUUUAUAAUUGUGCAGUAAUGGGCUGUUAAAUGUUUGUCAUGUUGUUCUCUUUGUUCCAGACAUUUGACUUAUGGUGAAAACCAAGUAAAAUUUUCUCUUUUUGUUUUA
Ziziphus jujuba (common jujube) is the source of this 2265-nucleotide messenger RNA. RefSeq names its product F-box/kelch-repeat protein At5g60570. The transcript is spliced from 3 exons. NCBI's taxonomy places the organism in Eukaryota, Viridiplantae, Streptophyta, Magnoliopsida, Rosales, Rhamnaceae. The coding region runs from base 861 to 2186 and encodes 441 amino acids. Gene Ontology annotation, cellular component: nucleus. The record is from RefSeq and is a predicted model, not a curated record. Gene Ontology annotation, molecular function: protein binding.